CACCUACCUUUAUACCUCCAGGUGUCUCACAAAACAGAACUGUGUCAGCCUCUUUUUGGAACUCAUCAGCCCAGCAGUUUGAGCAUUGCAUUUUAUUCACACGCACAUCUCAGAAGGAGGAAGAAAAAAGGUCAUCAAAAUGCCAGCCAGCCUCUGUAGUACAUGGGACAUCAUCAGCAAUGUUAACUUUGAGGGCUUCAUGAAUGCACUGGGUAUCAGCCCUUGCUUACGCAAGAUUGCUCUGAAGCUGAAGCUGAGGAAGGUGAUUGAGCAGAGGGGGGACCAGUACAUCAUUAAAACUACCAGCACCUUCCGAAACUACACCAUCUCCUUUAGAGUGGGUGAAGAGUUUGAGGAGUUUACCAAGGGACUGGACAACAGACAUGUCAAGUCACUGGUGACAUGGGAGGGGAAUAAACUGGUGUGUGAACAGAUCGGAGAGAAGAAGAACCGGGGUUGGGCUCACUGGAUUGAAGACGACAAGCUAUAUCUGGAGCUGUACUGUGAAGGAGAAGUCUGUAAGCAAGUUUUUAGGAGGAAGGUGAAUGAGUGAAGAAGAAUGAAAGUUGUAUUUCUGUGAAGUUACUCUGUGGUGAAAGGCAUCAUGUGAUCGGCCACUCUAAACCCUGAAUAAUAAAACCUCACUAGAAGUUAAGUUUCGGUAUUUUCUCCGUAAUGUGACUUCAAUUCAACAACUCCUGUCAGGGUAUAGAUUUACACCACUAGAUGGCAUCACUACAUUACUUUUGGCAGAUACUGGUUCACACUGGUCUGUGGCUUGGUGGUGCUUGGUCUCAGAUAUAUAUAUUUAAAAAAACAACAUCAAUGGCUCCUUUCAGCUGGCUGAAAAAAAUGAAUUGUUUAUGCAGGUUCUGUUUAGUGCAAACGUUUUGUUUCCUUCAAAGAUCUAUUGUUGGAUUGGACAAAUCUGAGAUACCACAUUUUCUUUUUGCGCUGGUUUGUGCUGUCCAUCUGACAUUUGGCUAAGCUAUUUGUAAAAAAUAUAAUCCUUCAUUCAUGUAGAUACAUUUAUACUUGAUGUACAACAGAAAAUUAGGUGUAGGAUAUUUGGAAUACUUUGUUUUUGUAUAUUUAAAUUGUGUAUAAUUUUGUAUAAUAAAAUGGGUUUUGAAAGAAAUCUGAA
This is a messenger RNA of Siniperca chuatsi (mandarin fish), 1144 nucleotides long. It is a transcript of the gene rbp7a, whose product is annotated as retinol binding protein 7a, cellular. Gene Ontology annotation, biological process: fatty acid transport. Gene Ontology annotation, cellular component: cytosol; nucleus. The coding region runs from base 140 to 553 and encodes 137 amino acids. NCBI's taxonomy places the organism in Eukaryota, Metazoa, Chordata, Actinopteri, Centrarchiformes, Sinipercidae. The record is from RefSeq and is a predicted model, not a curated record. The transcript has 4 exons. Gene Ontology annotation, molecular function: fatty acid binding.